Messenger RNA from Haliotis rufescens (red abalone), 1316 nucleotides. Its product is annotated as protein FAM183A-like. The record is from RefSeq and is a predicted model, not a curated record. Gene Ontology annotation, cellular component: ciliary base. The coding region runs from base 25 to 441 and encodes 138 amino acids. NCBI's taxonomy places the organism in Eukaryota, Metazoa, Mollusca, Gastropoda, Lepetellida, Haliotidae. The transcript is spliced from 4 exons.
UGGCAACGUUUAUCAUUAUCCAAGAUGGCAGCAGCAGGGAAGGGCGCAGCGAAAGAACCUCAGAACGUUGUUCACCAAAAUGCAAUAUUAUGUGAAACUAUCAGAAAAGAGCAAAGACAUUCGAAGAUUUACACGAACUACAGUGUAAAUCCAUUCAAAAAGAUUCAUGUAAUAACAGGCAAACCUAACUCCAUACAUGACUCAGAAGAGGGAGAAGAAGACAGUCAUUUCUUGUCAGUCAUCAACAGAGCCACAUUGGAACCGGUGAAGAAAUACCCCUGUCCUCAGACAGAGUCGCAGGAAUAUGGAUGGAUAUCUAAGGAAUUGCUUGAAAGAGAUCGCACAGACAGGAGACUGUUCUUCCACAAGUCCAACUCUGCCAUCACCAAGUACUAUGACAAAGCAUGGGGCGAGAAGGAACAGAGGGAGAACAUGAACUAGCCACACAACACAUGCAAUUGUAGUUGACAAUAUAGCUAUUUUCUUUUGUAAAUAUACACACAUUAUGUUCUGAACAUUUAUUAGGUCAUUACCAUGUUACAAAUUGAUGAAAUCAGAUUUUUUUUAGAAACUGGUAAUUACAGUCUAGUGAAAUAGAAGCAUGCAAGCUACUUGCUCAUUAGGUUGCAGUUGUGAAAUGAAAUGCGUAAUGUUCUUGAAGUACAAGUUGUAAAUAAUGACAACGCAUUGAUAAUUUAUAGAAGGCAAUUUCUUUGGUACCUCAUUGUAGUUAAGUCCAGUGUUUUUGAUCAUGAACUGGUCCAAAUGCCAGAAUAUUCCUCAUAGUUGAUAUUUUCUGAACCAGUAUGUUAUUUCAGGUACAUAGCCAGUAUGUGUUGUCUCCUUCUACCACGGGGUCAGCACAUGUCUACAGGGUUAUAGCUGUUAUGUCCACUCUGUGUCUUCUCUGUGAGAGAUCUUAAUGUUUAGUGUACUCUUCGACCUAGCUCUAUUUGAAUCUUAUACUUCGAAUUCAGACAAUCAUUUUGGAAGUAUGAAAUACUAAAUGUGACCCAUUUUUCAGUUUUCCUGUAAAUCUUUUACAUUUUAAUAGCUCUCAAGAGCUACAACUUUUCCUUGUUUUUUUUGUUGUUGAAUGAUUAUGUCCUUUAGAUAGUUUGUUAUUAUAUGAAAUGAUUAUUUCCUCUGAACAAUGCCUAAUGUACAUAUGUGUCAGGCAGCAUUCGCCAGCUGUAACAGGUUUGUGUGUAUACUCAUACUGUGUGAAAAGUGUCGAUUGUAUGUCUUGCAUGAAUGCAGAUUUUAGUUCACAUGUAAAGGACUUUUGUCAAACUAAAGAAAUCCAUUUUAUCAGG